Messenger RNA from Dictyostelium purpureum, 162 nucleotides. RefSeq lists its product as uncharacterized. The record is from RefSeq and is a predicted model, not a curated record. The coding region runs from base 1 to 162 and encodes 53 amino acids. The transcript has a single exon. NCBI's taxonomy places the organism in Eukaryota, Evosea, Eumycetozoa, Dictyosteliales, Dictyosteliaceae.
AUGUAUGAUGAAAGAUUUGAAAAACAACCCCAAUGUUUAAUGAAUGAAUCGAAACCCACAAUAUAUGAUGAACGAUUUGAAAAACAACCCCAAUGUUUAAUGAAUGACUUGAAAAUCACAAUGUAUGAUGAACGAUUUGAAAAAACCACAGCGUUUGAAUGA